UGCCCUCAGUGUUAUAAGAGGUGAGCGCUGAGUGGUCGAAAACGGCCGUCUCCACGUGGGGCACUCCGCCACGACGCUGUGCCCUGCAACUCUCAACAGUGGUUCGACUUGAUCACCCUAUCCUCGCCCUUUCUCGCGUGAAUUCAAGGUAUUUUCAAACUGAAGCUUCUCUUCACAUUCGCUCGGAGCAUGUUUUGAACUCCCGAUUCAUUUUUGCCUUCCUGCACAUUUCGACUCGCACUUUUAGCUUUUGUGUAGCUCCGCCCCUUCCCGCGUCGCAACAAUGGACGCGCAAGCACAGAGGAAGGCCAAAGUCUUCAGUCGUAGGGAGAUUGAAGGACAGAUUGCCAAUGGCAAAGCUAUCGUCAUUGUAGACAACAAGGUCUUGAAUGUGGGAGCUUGGAUGCCAUACCACCCAGGUGGUGAUAAAGCUAUGUGCCAUAUGAUAGGAAGGGAUGCCACCGACGAGGUUACUAGGUUCCAUUCCUCUCAGACACUCGAGCUUAUGAAGCGCUACCAAAUCGGCCGCAUCGAAGGACGCUGGACGAACUUCCUACCGCCGAUCCAGGGUGGAAAGUUCAGGACACAAGCGGAGCUCGAAAAGCUCUCGGAAGAAGAAUAUUUGGAUUCGUGUUCUUCCUCAGACCAUGAGACUGCCAGUUCUUCAUCAUCCGCCAGUCAAAGUCCAAUUUUUGAGCCGGCAGACAAGGCAUCCUCGGUACGCCAACGAAAUGCAGCCAACAUCGCACGCGCUUCUUCGUCUUCGUCCAUUUCCUCGAUCGGGGAAGAAGAUAUGGCAAAAGCCCCGAGGAUGUCUGUCCUUGACAGACGCACGCAGCAGGAGCUAGACUUCGACAAGGCGAAAUAUCCCUCGACGGACGCAGAAACACAGGACAAGAUCACCCAGAAGUACCGCGAUCUGCAGGAGGAGAUCCAAGCACGCGGACUGUACAACUGCAACUACACCUCAUACGGUAUCGAGUGUCUGCGUUACGGGACGUUCAUUGCGCUGUUCCUCUAUGCUCUUUACUCGGGCUGGUACAUCACAAGUGCGAUUCCGCUCGCUUGCGUCUGGCACCAACUCACUUUUACGGUCCAUGAUGCUGGUCACAUGGGCAUCACACACGACUUCACGACCGACACGACCAUUGCCAUGUUUAUUGCCUCCUACAUGGGCGGCUUGAGUGCGUGCUGGUGGAAGUUCAACCACAACGUCCACCACCUGGUUACGAAUGAUCCUGAGCACGACCCCGAUAUCCAGUACAUCCCCAUCUUUGCAGUCACCCACCGCUUUCUGCAAAGUCUCACCACGACGUACUACGAGAGGGUGAUGGAGUACGAUGCAGUUGCCAAAGUUCUGGUGCGCAUUCAGCACUACACAUAUUACCCUAUUAUGAUGUUUGCACGUUUCAACCUCUACCGGUUGUCGUUGGAGUACCUUGUGUGUGGGAAGGGCCCGACGAGGGGACCCGCGUGGUGGCACCGCUACUUCGAGAUGGUUGGCAUGACGGUUUUCUGGACCUGGUACGGCUACGGUGUCGUCUACAAGACCAUGCCAGACAACUUCAGCCGGUUCUGGUUCGUGCUCAUCAGCCAUGCUCUCACAUCGCCCUUGCACGUGCAAAUCACACUGUCACAUUUCGCGAUGAGUACUGCAGACCUCGGCAUCCACGAGUCCUUUGCCCAGAAGAUGCUGCGCACGACCAUGGACGUCGACUGCCCGCAGUGGCUGGAUUUCUUCCAUGGCGGACUCCAGUUUCAGGCUAUCCACCACCUGUACCCCAGGAUCCCUCGGCACAAUCUGAGGGAGACGCAGAAGCUAGUGCAGCAGUUUUGCGACGAGGUGGAUAUUCCGUACGCGCUGUAUGGAUUUGUGGACGGCAACAAGCAGGUCAUUGGCAAGCUGGCAGACGUGGCAAGGCAGGCAGCCAUUUUGGCCGAGUGCCAGAGGACGCUUGCAGCAGAGGGCGAUUACGGGAUGCACUAGGCGGCUGAGGCAGAUUCAAGUAGAUGAUUGCAAACACAGGUGCUCGCUGUUUUCCCGUCUGCGGUGACGUCUCAGCGCGCCCGGAUGAUGCGGCCAAAUGAAUUCUG
Molecule: messenger RNA, 2094 nt
Organism: Boeremia exigua
Lineage: Eukaryota; Fungi; Ascomycota; Dothideomycetes; Pleosporales; Didymellaceae
Product: fatty acid desaturas-like protein
Exons: 2
Coding region: 284-1987 (567 amino acids)
Biological process (GO): lipid metabolic process
Cellular component (GO): membrane
Molecular function (GO): oxidoreductase activity, acting on paired donors, with oxidation of a pair of donors resulting in the reduction of molecular oxygen to two molecules of water
Source: RefSeq, a predicted model, not a curated record